AUGGCGACUCCGAGCCCCGACAGCGCCGGCAAGAGCCUGCAGUACCGCGUGGAUCACCUGCUGAGCGCCGUGGAAAACGAGCUGCAGGCCGGCAGCGAGAAGGGCGACCCCACCGAGAGGGAGCUGCGCGUCAGCCUCGAGGACGGAGAGCUGUGGCUCCGCUUCAAGGAGCUCACCAACGAGAUGAUCGUCACCAAGAACGGCAGGCGCAUGUUCCCGGUGCUGAAGGCCAGCGUCUCGGGGCUGGACCCCAACGCCAUGUACUCCUUCCUGCUGGACUUCGUGGCGGCCGACAACCACCGCUGGAAGUACGUGAACGGGGAGUGGGUGCCGGGGGGCAAGCCCGAGCCCCAGGCCCCCAGCUGCGUCUACAUCCACCCGGACUCGCCCAACUUCGGCGCCCACUGGAUGAAGGCGCCCGUCUCCUUCAGCAAGGUCAAGCUCACCAACAAGCUCAACGGAGGCGGACAGAUUAUGCUGAACUCUUUGCACAAAUAUGAACCUAGGAUUCAUAUAGUGAGAGUGGGUGGCCCUCAGCGGAUGAUCACCAGCCAUUCCUUCCCAGAGACCCAAUUUAUAGCUGUGACGGCUUACCAAAAUGAGGAGAUAACAGCUUUAAAAAUUAAGUACAACCCCUUUGCAAAAGCUUUUCUUGAUGCAAAAGAAAGAAGUGAUCACAAGGACAUGAUGGAUGAAGUGGGAGAUGGCCAGCAGCCGGGGUAUUCACAACUAGGUGGUUGGCUGAUUCCUGGCACAGGGACUCUGUGUCCUCCUACCAAUCCUCACACACAAUUUGGAGCACCUCUGUCACUGUCGUCUGCCCACAGUUGUGAAAGAUAUUCAUCGCUGAGGAAUCAUCGCUCAGCUCCUUAUCCAAAUCCAUACACUCAUAGAACCAGUUCUCCAACCGCUUAUGGGGACAGUUCUUCAGCUUGCCUUUCUAUGCUUCAGCCACAUGACAAUUGGUCCAGUUUGGGGGUCCCACCGCCAACAAGUAUGUUGCCUAUGAGUCACAAUACUGGUCCUCCAACCAGCUCCAGCCAGUAUCCCAAUUUGUGGUCUGUGAGCAACAGCACCAUCUCACCAGUGUCACAAACAAGUGGGGUGCCCAGUGGGAUAGGAUCCCAAUUUUUGCGAGGCUCAGCAACCCAUUACCCUGCCCUUUCUCAUUCAGUCACUACUGCUUCCUCGGGAUCUCCAUUGUAUGACAGUGGGACACCGACAGACAUUGCUGACAGCCAGUAUGAUGCCUCGGUGCAUGCUAGACUUGCUUCCACAUGGACACCUGUCACAACUCCUUCUAUGUAG
Molecule: messenger RNA, 1308 nt
Organism: Anolis sagrei ordinatus
Lineage: Eukaryota; Metazoa; Chordata; Lepidosauria; Squamata; Anolidae
Gene: TBXT
Product: T-box transcription factor T
Biological process (GO): somitogenesis; positive regulation of DNA-templated transcription; mesoderm formation
Cellular component (GO): nucleus
Molecular function (GO): RNA polymerase II cis-regulatory region sequence-specific DNA binding; DNA-binding transcription factor activity, RNA polymerase II-specific
Source: RefSeq, a predicted model, not a curated record